Molecule: messenger RNA, 1701 nt
Organism: Yamadazyma tenuis ATCC 10573
Lineage: Eukaryota; Fungi; Ascomycota; Pichiomycetes; Serinales; Debaryomycetaceae
Source: RefSeq, a predicted model, not a curated record
AUGGAGAAAACGUUCAACCUUAGUCACAAUAGGAAACCCGUGUUCUACGGAUUCAUCGCUAUUUGGCUAAUUUCAGCUGGUAUCUGGGUCUAUGUCUACACUCCGAUUGAUUUUAGUGAGUCGGAAACGUCUAUUUACCAUCUGGAACUUAGGGCUCCCAACGCAGACUUAUCUAAUCCUUUGAAUGUCAAGAAAAUUGAUGUGUUUGAAGACUGUACCAUUCAGAAAUUGGUACGUACCUUGGGAAUCGAAGACACUAGAAGUAUUGAUAGCCAUUCGAGCGUCUAUGACCAAAUGUUGGAGAAGCGUGCAUUAUCAGACAUUCUAACAAACCUCGAUUUCACUGAGAGAUGCAACUUGUACUUUAAGAACCUAUUUGUGCGAGACCACAACUGGUUUGUGGAUCCCAAUGAAGACUUCCCUCUUGAACAUCGUGAUGCAUUUGACUUACAGCUGUUUAAAAAAGAGACUUCUGAAAGAGUAAGGGAGAAAUUUGCCCAGAUGCUAAACUUGGAAUACGACAAGAUCAAUUUCGACGACGAGAAUGUCCGUAAAGAGGUAGAUCGACUUACCGAAGAAGAGUUCAAUGAGUUCUGGGAACGAACCAUGAAGACAGAACAGAAGAUUGUAGACUACUUAUCCCAUUUACGGAUUUUCAACAAGUGCUAUGUCACCAGUGAUAAUAGGUACAUCAUGAGCAAAGCCAAUGAAUUGAUAGAAAAAGAAGCCAACAGCAUAGAUCACACUGAGUUCAAGGCCGACGAUGAUGAACUGUUAAUCAACGAUCUGGGUUCUAAAUCCUGUAGUGAGUUGGAAAGCAGAAUCUAUAAAUGGGUGUCUCAUUCUUAUCCUAUUUAUGAAAGGUGGACCGGCGAGAUCUUCCUAUCUCCUCCGGAUCUCCGUAAAUUCGUUCGUCAUCCCGAAGUGUUCAAGACUACAAACUCCAAGUUCAAGGGUUUUACUGAACGCCCUUCCAAAUCCGCAUCCACGUUAAAUGGGCCAUGUUUCUUCAACAAAUUCAAAAAUCUGUUGAACGGGAAGGGAAUUGUGCUAUCGAUCGGAGACAAACAUGUAGACGAUAUUGUAAGACUCAUUCGCCUAUUAAGAGCAUUGAACAACCACUAUCCAAUCCAAAUCGUCUUCUAUGACUCGCUCAGUGAUGAGACCAAAGCAAGAAUAGUCGCAGCUGCUAGAAAUAAAAUGGUAGACUUACCAGAGAGCUUUCACAAAGUUUCAAAGCAUUUCCCGCCAGACUACCUCAACGUCCAAGACGGUGGAUUACCAAAGCAAGAAGUAUGGUUUGUCAAUACCUACAACGCCAUUCACGACCAUUUCAAGGAUAAGUUCAAACGGUUUGCUAAUAAGUUCCUAGCAACUUUGUUCAAUUCAUUUGAGGAAUUCAUGUUAGUUGAUGCUGAUACAACAACAGAGUUGAAGAGCCAGCAGAAGGGUGGCACAUGGAAGGUGGAUAUUGUCAUAGUUAUUUAUGGUGGACUUACUUCGGAUGGACAAGAUAACACUCAAGUAGGGAGAGUAUUUGAGUUCGAUCAGGAUUCGAUCGACUUGUCCUCUUAUUUUGGUGAUAUUUGGGUUGGGAAUGAGUGAUUUUAGCAUAUUCCUCAUAAUUAUUUUGUUUGUGAUCCAGCAAGCGUUCAAGUCAUAUGUCACUUACCAGAUGACUUUUUCCAAAUAUAUACCUAG